Eublepharis macularius is the source of this 4510-nucleotide messenger RNA. RefSeq names its product radixin (gene RDX). Gene Ontology annotation, biological process: positive regulation of early endosome to late endosome transport; regulation of cell shape; positive regulation of protein localization to early endosome. Gene Ontology annotation, cellular component: plasma membrane; apical part of cell; filopodium. The record is from RefSeq and is a predicted model, not a curated record. NCBI's taxonomy places the organism in Eukaryota, Metazoa, Chordata, Lepidosauria, Squamata, Eublepharidae. The transcript is spliced from 14 exons. Gene Ontology annotation, molecular function: cell adhesion molecule binding; actin binding. The coding region runs from base 428 to 2179 and encodes 583 amino acids.
AGGAAAAUCUAAAGGGCCGCCGCCAUAUUGUCGACCUGUCAGCAGACGCGGCGCUGCCGCCUUUGCGCGUCUCCUGCGGCGGCGGGAUCACCCUCAGGGGAGGAGAAGAGCGCCGACGCUCGGAGCGGCCCGCAGCGCCUCCUGGCCGGCUGCCGAGGGGGACUGCGCGGCCGGGCCUCCCCCUCGGCCGAAGCAAACUCGAGGGAAGCGGCGACAACGGAAACAACUGACGAGAGUUCGACGCCUCAGCCCCUGCCAGGCGAGGGAGGCUGGGAGGGACGCCGGGGAGGCGGCGUGUGCCCACCUUCUGAGGCUGCGAGGCCGCGGCUCGCCUCUUCCCACACCGGCUCUUACCUGGGCAGCAGAAAGCUACAAGACUAGUACAAUAGAUGAUUUGAAGGAACAAGAAGCACAGAAAAGGAGGAAAAUGCCGAAACCAAUUAAUGUAAGAGUUACCACGAUGGAUGCAGAGUUGGAGUUCGCCAUCCAGCCCAAUACAACAGGGAAACAGCUUUUUGAUCAGGUUGUAAAAACAGUUGGCCUUCGCGAAGUCUGGUUUUUUGGACUGCAAUAUGUAGACAGCAAAGGAUACUCAACUUGGUUGAAGUUGAACAAAAAGGUAACACAGCAAGAUGUAAGGAAAGAAAAUCCCCUUCAGUUCAAAUUCAGGUCAAAGUUUUUUCCUGAGGAUGUUUCUGAAGAGUUAAUUCAAGAAAUAACUCAGAGACUCUUUUUUCUGCAAGUCAAAGAAGCCAUCUUAAAUGAUGAAAUCUAUUGUCCACCAGAAACUGCAGUUCUGCUGGCUUCUUACGCUGUUCAAGCAAAGUACGGAGAUUACAACAAGGAGAUACAUAAAUUAGGAUAUUUGGCAAAUGACAGACUUCUUCCCCAGCGUGUUUUGGAACAACAUAAAUUAACAAAAGAGCAGUGGGAAGAACGAAUACAGAACUGGCAUGAAGAACACAGAGGGAUGUUAAGGGAAGAUUCUAUGAUGGAGUAUCUCAAGAUUGCACAAGACCUGGAAAUGUAUGGCGUCAACUAUUUUGAAAUAAAGAACAAAAAGGGAACUGAAUUAUGGCUUGGUGUUGAUGCUUUGGGCUUGAAUAUUUAUGAACAUGAUGACAAGUUGACUCCCAAGAUUGGCUUUCCCUGGAGUGAAAUAAGAAAUAUUUCAUUUAAUGACAAAAAGUUUGUCAUAAAGCCCAUUGACAAAAAGGCCCCUGACUUUGUCUUUUAUGCACCACGUCUGAGAAUAAAUAAGCGAAUAUUGGCAUUGUGUAUGGGAAACCAUGAGUUAUACAUGAGAAGGAGAAAGCCAGAUACGAUUGAAGUUCAACAGAUGAAGGCCCAGGCUAGAGAAGAGAAACACCAAAAACAGUUGGAGAGAGCGCAGCUAGAGAAUGAGAAAAAGAAAAGGGAAAUAGCAGAAAAAGAAAAGGAAAGAAUAGAACGUGAAAAGGAGGAACUGAUUGAAAGGCUAAGACAAAUUGAAGAACAGACCAUGAAAGCCCAAAAAGAAUUGGAAGAACAGACAAGAAGAGCUCUAGAGCUGGACCAGGAACGGAAGAAAGCAAAAGAGGAAGCAGAACGCCUGGAAAAGGAACGCAGAGCAGCAGAAGAGGCAAAGGCCACACUUGCAAAACAGGCUGCUGACCAGAUGAAGAAUCAGGAGCAGCUGGCAGCAGAACUUGCUGAAUUCACUGCAAAGAUUGCGCUUUUGGAAGAGGCCAAGAAGAAGAAGGAAGAAGAAGCUUCAGAAUGGCAGCACAAAGCAUUUGCAGCCCAAGAAGAUUUGGAAAAGACCAAAGAAGAACUGAAGACUGUGAUGUCAGCUCCUCCGCCACCUCCACCGCCACCAGUAAUUCCUCCUACAGAGAAUGAACACGAUGAACAGGAUGAAAAUAAUGCUGAAGCUAGUGCAGAAUUGGCUUCUGAAGGGGUUGAGAAUCACAGGAGUGAGGAAGAACGAGUAACAGAGACACAGAAGAAUGAACGUGUUAAGAAACAGCUCCAGGCCCUGAGUUCCGAGUUAGCACAAGCAAGGGAUGAAACCAAGAAAACUCAGAAUGACGUCCUUCAUGCUGAGAAUGUCAAAGCAGGCCGUGAUAAAUACAAGACUCUUCGACAGAUCAGACAAGGCAAUACAAAGCAGCGCAUUGAUGAAUUUGAAGCAAUGUGAGAGCUGUUAUUUUGCAUAUAUGUUCUUCAUUAAGCUUGAACCACCAGCAGAGAAACACAGGCCUUUCCACUCAUGAACGGAACACACCCCACCUUGCCAAAGCACUUAUACCAGUUUGUGGUUAAGCAGCAUUUCAUGAGUCAUUCAACAUUAAGGCAGCCCUGUCAUCUCUGGCUCUUUGUGGGGUUGUGGUGGCAGUUUCCAUGAUCUCAUAUCCUAUGUUUUAUUCUUUCUCCUCUAAAAGAGUAGCACAGUCUCACACUAUUACCUAAGCAUUGAUCAUUUGAAAGGACACUGGCUUUCAACUUCACUGGCUGUGGUUUUGGUAUGGGUGCAUUUUGGGAUGUUCUCUUCAGUUUAGCAUAUUUGUAAGAAAAAUGACAUUGCUGAAUUGUGUAUUUUCAGAGUUUUUUCACCUCUAGAGUGGAAUUCUUUGGUGUUUCACGUCCUGUCAUCAUAGAUGGUUUUCUUUGCCUAUCUGUUCACAAAGGUCUAGAUGGCAGGUAGCCGUUCCAGCAUUAUCUCUUACUUUUUUAAAAAAUAAAGAAAUGGAACGUUAUCUGUAGAAUAUCUCCUACUUAUAGGUCUGUUUUUACUGAAGUUUUCAGUUACCAGAUAAAAGUAGGGAGCAGCUAAGUGCCCUAUUCUCUUCCCUUUGCAUCCUGUUAUCCCAGUGAAUUGCAAGGUGGAAAACCUGGACCUUUCUGGCAAGGGAGCAUAUGAAAACAUCGGUCCCAAGGAGGGGACAGAAUCCUACCUCACUAUAUAUACAUGAUGACUGGUCAUUCAAACACCACAUUGAAAUACUAACUGUGUUAAGCUGGGUUCCUCCCUAGAUAAACGCUACACAAGUCUAGGAGCUUUUAUUCUUUUAAUAUUUUUUGCUAGAACACAGCUUUCAAACAGUGUUCAGCUGCCUUUUUGUUGAGUAAAAUUGUGCAUUGUAUAUUUUACAUUUAAAUGUAAACCUAUCUCUGGUAUACUGUCCAAUGAGAGGGUGUGAAAUGGUUGGAUUGAACAUUAUUUUCUAGACUCCCUUGUACUAAACUAUCAUUGCUGGGGGUUGAUCGCUUAAUGAAGGCAGUGCAUGAACAAAUGCUGCCUUGUGCUUGUUUUUAGGGCCCCUUUGCACAUCACGUUCUUCCUGUUCACUUUGUGAUAACUGUGAAGGUAUACAGGAACAUCAUGCACAAUGCUCUACAUUUUCAUGAAAUCUGGUCAUGGAGAUGGUGGCAGAACAAGAGCAAAUGAGCUAUAUGAACAAACUUUGAUGCUGAUGCAUGCACUUAGUGAGCAUUGAAUGUACAUUAUAACUGGUGAGACCCUGUCUCAUCUAGUUCUCCUUGAAAUGACUAAUGAAAAACCUUGAAUUUUCACAUUGUUUAUAGAAAUCAAGUUAUAUUCUUGAUCUUUCACUAGCAGUUGGGAGAAAGAAGCCCUGAUUUCUCUGAGGAUGGUUCGGCUAUCUUUUGUUCGGUAUUAUGCACUCAAAAUUUACACUUACCUAUUAAAAUUGCCAUUUUGUUAAAUUUUCAUGCACAGGUUUCUUAUAAACAAUUCUGUUGAGGGUUUUUUAGGGGGGAAUAUACUGAAUUUAAGAAAGAUAUGUGGAGGAAGGACAUCAUGAAAGGAGAAAUAUAUAUUGUGCGCACGCGUGCAUACACACACACACAAGUAUUCCGGAUUUUGUGGGUAAAGGUAGCUGGCGAGCCUUGAAUAGAUUGGGCCACAAAUGCUGUGCACAUACUUAAAACACUGCUUGGUUUUCCUUUAGUGUUUCUGCUACUAGUAGCUGAACAUGGGGUCUUAUGUAUUGCAAGUUUUCACGCAGUGAAUCAUGAGACCUGAAUUUCCAAAGUGUUAGAAAAUUUUGCCAUAGCAGGUGGAACACUGUGCUAGUAUUUCCUGUUUUUUCCUGAAAUGUGUGCACAUGCAUUGAUAUGCCAGUCUGUCUGGCGGGAGGGGGGGGGAUACAAGUUAGGUUUGCUGUUCAUAAUCUACAGUGUAUAGGUUAGAAUUGAAAUGGAUAUAAUCCAUUUAUAAAUGCUGUGUGAAUUUUUCUAAGCAGUUGGGAAUAAACAUCUGUAACAACAAAGUUUUUCAUAGCUAACAAAGUGGUGAUAAUGAUCCAUCACCAGCUGUCGGGGAACAAUUAAAUGAUGCAGCAACAUCAAGGAAAUACAUGGUGAAGUAAUUUUGCGACAUGCUUCCCUCCCUUUCCCCUCCAUUAGCAUCAUGUUUUGUGUUGUAAAAAUCAAGUUACAAUUAAUAACAUCUAUUAUUUUGGAUAACAUUCAUUGGCUAACAAUAAAGAGAAUACAGUUCAUUCUU